Molecule: messenger RNA, 2421 nt
Organism: Tetrahymena thermophila SB210
Lineage: Eukaryota; Ciliophora; Oligohymenophorea; Hymenostomatida; Tetrahymenidae
Product: small GTP-binding domain protein
Exons: 2
Biological process (GO): reciprocal meiotic recombination
Cellular component (GO): nucleus
Molecular function (GO): double-stranded DNA binding
Source: RefSeq, a predicted model, not a curated record
AUGUUCAAGCAAUUUGAUAUAUUUGGGAGCUAAAUAAAUCUCAGGUUUAAUGGAUAAUAGACUCAUAAGACUAACUUAGGAUCUUUAAUUUCUAUUAUAAUUGCUGUUUUUAUUAUAUACCGCUUAUUCAACAUCAUUUAUAGUGUUGUGCAAAGGAAAAACCCUCAAGUUAUGUAUAAUGAAAGAUAAGUAGAUGACCCUGCUCUAUUUUCUAUUGAUAGCAAAUAUUUCCCUAUUGCGUUUGCUAUGGAAGAUCCUCAAACUAAUAAUUAUUAUAUGGAUGAAAGCAUUUAUACAAUUAAAGCUUAAUGGAAAUCAAAAGUUGAAGUUUUUAAUUCUACUACUUAAGAAUAUGAUAUUGUAUGGCAAGUCUAAGAUAUUGAUGUUAAAAGAUGCACUCUUGAAAACUUUUAAAACCUUGAUAAUCAAAAGUAUUACUUAAAACUAAAUUAUACAAAUAUGUAUUGUCUUCCACCUGAUUACAACAUUAAAAUUUAAGGAGAUUUCCCUUCUCCUGUUUUCUCUUAAUUGAUUAUAACAAUUUAAAAAUGCUAAACAAAUUGCAAUACACAAUAAUUAAUAGAUUAUUACUUAAAAAAAGCAUACCUUGGAAUGCUAAUAUCUGAUGCAUAUGUCGAUCCUACAAUUAAGGAUUAUCCUUUUAAGAUUUAUUCAAGAGAUUUAUUUUGGUCUACAAGUUCUAAAAUGCCUAAAGAUGUCAAUAUUUAUAUUAGAAACAAUUAUGUUUAAAGCGAUUUUGGCUGGUUUUUCUCUGAUAUAAAAACACAGACUUUUCCAACCUUUAGUUAUUAUGAGGAUUCUGUUUAUCCAGAAGAUUUCUAAGAUUAUUUUUUGUAAAUUUAUUUUAGGUUUGAAAAAUAGAAAGAAAGCUUGUAUUUAAGAAAUUAUCCUGACUUUAACAGCAUAAUAACCUAAAUAGGUGGUUUCACUCAAAGCUUAUUAGCAAUAGGAUAUUUAAUUUGUAGACGUUUCUCUUAAUUAAGAUUAAAUUAAGAUAUUGUCAAUUAAAUUUUUAAAUAUGAGGAUGAAGAGUAAAAAUUUCAAAAGGAUGAUGUUAUCAUUGAAUAAGAAAUUAAAGCAGAAGUAAUACCAAAAAAGUAAAUAAAAUAACUAGGAAAUCGCCCUUAAAGCACCUAAAAUAUUGUUAUCAAAAGGAAAUAGCGAAAUUUAACUUAAAUAAUCUAAACAAAUAAGAAGAAUAUUUAUGAAUCUAAUCAUAGUCUCAAUUAGGAUCUUGAUAAAUCUAAAAUAAAAAACAUCGUUGAUGAUUAAAAUAGCUCGUUUCCUAUUAAAAACAAUUGCAAACUUAAAACAGGUGGAUUUAGUGAAUACAGCAAGUAGUGUAUAGAUUUAAUAAAUUGCUCUGAAAUGUUAAAGUAAUAAAGUGAAUAAAAAGAUUAAAAAUAGAUGCUAAACUAGCUUCUUUAAAAUGAUUUUCCUAGUGAAGUAAAUAUCACGAACCCCAAUAGUAUGGGAAUAAUUAAGAGUACUUUACCUUAAAAAGUACUAAAAAAGUAACCUACUUAAAAGCAGUUGAAAAAGGCAGUAGAAAAUCACUUUGAUUCCAUGUUUAAGCAAUAAACUAAAAGCAUUCAUGUCACUAUUUGGGAAUACAUUAAAUCCUCUUUGUUUCCUUGUAAGUAAUAAAAGAAAAAAAAGGAUAUUAUUAACUACAGCUUUGAAAUGCUAUACUAAAACCUUGAUAUCCUACAAAUAUUAAAGAGGCUUAUUGAAGUUGAGAAAUUAAAGAGAUUGUUUUUAAAUGAAGAACAGCUCAAAUUAUUUGACUACCUACCAAAGCCCACUAUAAACUCUGGUUUGUUUGAUAGAAAAAAAACAGAUAAAGGUAUUUAGAAUUAAUAUGAAAUAAGUUUACUUUAUUAAGAUAAUAGAACAGAAUUGUAAAGAGCUAAGGAUGCGUAUGAUUCUUAUAAAAAAAUAUUAAAUAAAAGUGAGAGUACAGAGCUAGAUGAAAAAUUAAUUAAUAUGCUAGAUCAAAAUUUAAUUGAUAUUUUUGAAGCAUAAAAUGAAAGUAACUCGGCCUUGAUGAAUUUGGUAGAUAUAAAUAACGAGUUAAAUUAAGUAAGCAUUUUGUAAGAUAAAAGUUAAACUAAAUAUAUAAAUUAGAACAUAGAUUAAAAAUCCUCAGUAAAAAGUAAAAAUUAAUCCCAUAAUUCAAUUUAAUAAUCUGAAUAAAAAAUUGACAAACUUAUUAGCUACCAACUACAAUAAUUGAAUUUAUCUAAUUUCUGUAACUUGAGCUAAAAAAAAGAUAUCACUUUGAAUGAAGAUUAACCAAUUUAAACAGAAACUACUAAUUAAGAAGAAGUAGCUUAAGAACGCAUGUAUUGCAGAUAAAUUCCAUUUUAAUUAUGUAAUUUAAAUAUAGGCUCUAAAUGA